Molecule: messenger RNA, 4425 nt
Organism: Anarrhichthys ocellatus (wolf-eel)
Lineage: Eukaryota; Metazoa; Chordata; Actinopteri; Perciformes; Anarhichadidae
Gene: chrm3a
Product: cholinergic receptor, muscarinic 3a
Exons: 3
Coding region: 560-2512 (650 amino acids)
Biological process (GO): regulation of smooth muscle contraction; adenylate cyclase-inhibiting G protein-coupled acetylcholine receptor signaling pathway; G protein-coupled receptor signaling pathway, coupled to cyclic nucleotide second messenger
Cellular component (GO): synapse; plasma membrane; dendrite
Molecular function (GO): G protein-coupled acetylcholine receptor activity; G protein-coupled serotonin receptor activity
Source: RefSeq, a predicted model, not a curated record
AUAAGGAGGACCCUGACCAUUCUGAUCUCGCAUGAAGUUUUGCCGUCUGCAUCUGCCAGUGUGCGUGUUGAGCUCCCACAGCGCAGAGCUAUUAUCUAUGAAUGAAACUGGACUUCUUUAUUCGCCGGGUGUGCCACCUGCCGGUGCGUCACGGCCGCGCUGGCCAAUCCUGACGCAGUGAUCCUUCGUGCGCCCUUGGAGAUCCCGCAGUGCUCCUCACAUCGCCGUCCGAUCUACGGCUUGGUGACGGUCGAAGGCGAGCCUAGUUAGCCGUGAACCGUUAGCGCUUCAGAUGUGAUCAGGUUGGACUGCCGUAGCCGACUGCUGCUGUGCCAAACGGGGACCCGUGACAAGUUUUGACUGGAUUGCCAUUUCCACAUCUGCUUCUGCUGCUUUUGACCCGCGCGCUAUUGAAUGUUAUGAGACGCCAUGAUCCGACCAGAGGAGGAUAAUCAUGCACCCCCAGUCGACAGCAUCGUAACCAGAAGGCCCUCCGCUGAAAGGUGACCUCCAGACGCUUCACCUCCCCAAAACAUUUGGAAUAUGCCAGGACAUAACAAUGAGCUCCAACAGCACAGACCCUGGUCUCUUCCUGACUGCAAACACCUCACUACCAGCAGCCGGAGCCUACCCUCAAUCCAAUGCUCUUCACCAAGGAGGAAGUGGAGGAGCAGCCUGGUUGGCUUUUCAUGUGAAUACCCUGGAUGAUAAUUCCUCUUCCACCAGCAAACUCUUAAACCUCACCUCAGAUUCCCAAAAUGGAACUAUGCCCCUUGGUCCCUUGGGUGGCCACCCUUUGUGGCAGGUUGUCCUUAUUGUCUUGCUGACAGGCAUGUUGUCACUGGUCACCAUCAUUGGCAACAUCUUGGUGGUGGUAUCUUUCAAGGUUAAUCGCCAGCUAAAGACGGUCAAUAACUACUUCCUGCUGAGCUUGGCAGUCGCUGACCUCAUCAUAGGGGUCAUCUCCAUGAACCUCUACACAGCUUAUCUUGUUAUGGGCUACUGGGCCAUGGGCAACUGGGCCUGCGACCUGUGGCUGGCUAUAGACUAUGUGGCCAGCAAUGCAUCAGUUAUGAACCUACUGGUCAUCAGCUUUGACCGAUACUUUUCAAUCACAAGGCCUUUGACCUACCGGGCCAAACGGACCACUAAGCGAGCUGGGAUCAUGAUCGGCCUAGCCUGGUUUGUUUCUCUUGUCCUGUGGGCCCCAGCCAUCCUAUUAUGGCAGUAUUUUGAAGGUAAAAGGACAGUGCCCUCAAAUCAGUGCUACAUUCAGUUCCUCACAGAGCCCACUAUAACCUUCUGCACAGCCAUGGCGGCUUUCUACCUGCCUGUGACGAUAAUGAGUGUCCUCUACUGGCUCAUUUACAAAGAGACCCAGAACCGUUCGAAGGAGUUAGCUGGAUUGCAGGGUUCGGGGAGUCGUGGUGGGAUAGCAGGUAGAGGUGGUAAUGGUAAAAGCGAGAAAUCACGUUUUGUCCAUCAGACAGGAAGUUCUAGAAGUUGCAGCAGCUAUGAGCUGACCAGGUUGUCCCGGAGAAGGAGCACAUGUCGGGAACUAGUCGGCCGCUUCCACUGCUGGCCUGGGGUUCGUUCUUGGAGACCUGGAAGUAUCCGGCAGGGAGAGGGGGAUCCAGACCAGAGCAGCAGCGACAGCUGGAACAACAAUGAUGCUGCCGUCUCGUUAGACCACUCUGGGUCUUCAGAGGAUGAGGACUGUGGGGGCAAAGAGAUGAUUACCCAGAGUCAUGCUAUUUUCUCUAUUGUUCUCAGCCUGCCUGGUAUAAAGGCUGCUGUCAACUCCCAACUAACCUCAUGUGAGGAUCUGGAUGCAGCCUCAGAGGAGGAUCCCCUCAGGGGAGCGGAGUAUAACCGAGACAGCCUCUCAACAGUCACCGCCAACACCACUGCCGCUACUACUCCCGAUGAGGCAAACAGUUCAGAAAAUAGCUAUCACCAACGCUUCUGCUCACAAAAGAUUCAGUCAAUGCCUACCAUCCAGGCUACCUCUAAUCAAGGCUCGGAUGCUCCCCCAACAACUACUACUACAGUCGCCGACAAUACCACCACCAUCAGCACCACCACCAAAUCCCCCUCUGUCCCACUGUCCUUCAAAGAUGCAGCUCUGGCAAAGCGUUUUGCAGCCCGUGCCCGGACUCAGAUCACUAAGAGGAAGCGCAUGUCCUUAGUAAAGGAGAAGAAGGCCGCUCAAACUCUCAGUGCUAUCCUCUUUGCAUUCAUCAUCACAUGGACACCGUACAACAUCAUGGUGCUGGUCAAUACCUUCUGUAAUGUUUGCAUCCCGGAGACCCUGUGGGCGGUAGGGUACUGGCUGUGCUACGUCAACAGCACUGUCAACCCCAUGUGUUACGCCCUGUGCAACAAGACUUUCCGUACAACCUUUAAGAUGAUUCUGCUGUGCCGCUGGGACCAGAAAAAAAGACGGAAGCAGCAGUUUCAGCAGAGGCAGUCUGUGGUAUUCCACAGGAGGAUUCCCAGGGAGUCCACGUAAAGGACAGGCUGUUUAGAUGGUUAAUAACAGGGAAUCUAACGAUUUAACAUAGGACAAGGAAAUGGAAGAAGCAGACAUCUAAUUGUUUCUGUGGAGUUUUUUUGCUUAGAGAUCCAUAAUGUGUUUCUCUGCUGGUAUGUCAAGCACAGCAACCCUAUGUGGUUUUCUUGCGGUAUGUGUUUGUGUCAGUGCAUCCAUUGAGCAAAGCUGUUUGUAUGAAUAAAGGGUUGUGUAAGGUCAGUUACAGAGAUGAAAACUUUCCUACUGUCCUCAAAGAACUCCUUGCCUUUUCAGUGUGGGAAACAAUAGAAAAGGGCUUUAAAAUGCAUCGCAGAAGAAUAUUUGAAGUGCAAUUGACACAAGGGAAAAGGAUGUCCUUGUCACAGGGUUGGGGAUUUAUUAUCAUUUCUCUCUGUGGGUAGCUAGAUCUGUAACGUGCAGAGUGGUUUUGCAUUUCCAACAAAACUAUGUAUCUGUAAUACGUCACUGAAAGUCAAGACAAACACUAUUUUGUGUCACAGGCUUCUACAUUGUACUGAUUUGACCUGUUGUCCUCUUGACAUUUGUUUUCAUCAGAACUUCUGUACAUUGCCUUUCUACAUGGAUAUAGCUUUCCUGUGUCUGAUGGAAUAUAACAAGUUCUUGAAUUGUGCCCUUACUUUCAGUCAACAGAGAUCUUGUUAUUUUUGUGAUAUUCAUCUUUGGUUUUCUAGAUAUUCCUGAGAUUUUGAGCCAGUCUGAAAAUGAUUCUUCUGAUGAGCUGAGUUGUGAAUAUUUUGUGUGGCACCGCAGUCAGUGAACUACUGUUGUGUUCAAUGUGAUUGUUGUGGUUUUUAUGGUGGAGACAAUAAGUACAUUGGUUGUGUUUUAUGUACUUGCAGUUCUCUGUCAUGAGUAAUGAUUAUACAUUGAUGAUAUUCUGUUUGUGUACAUUUGGAUAUUUCUGACUUGAUACACAAUGAUUUAUUGCACACGAAGAUGUUCAUUUAUAAAGACGUGUGUUUUGAUUUUACACUAUCUUUCAAAUGUCCACAAAAUGAUACAUCUAAAGAACUCUUUGUAAAAGGCCGCCCAUCUUUGAUAUAGUAUCGCAAUGGCAGCCUCUAGUGGCUUGAGAAGGACAAGUGCAGUAUCAAAUUCCCAUUCUGCAAAUGUGAAGACAAAAAUGUCCAUUUUUUAAAUCAUAAUUGUGCAACAAUUAUUCAUAUUGUAAGCCUGUUUUGUUUUGUGAAUUGGCUUAUCAUUUCACAAAUUUGAUUUAGAUAUUAAAUCUAAAAGAAAAUCUAUCUGGCAUUUUACAAAAGAAUGGCCACAAUCAUUGACGUUAUAACCUGAUUAUUAUUGUUUGUUUGAUUUCAUAUUAUUUAUGGGAGAGGUGUUUUUUUUUAUUAAAAAAAGCAAUUGAUUAGUAGAAAUUAAAGCUGUCUUGGUCAUCAGGUUGUUCGAUACAGAAAACCACACAUAAACAAAAGUCUUUUUUUUUUGUAAUGCACAUUUUGUUAUUCUUAUUUUAACUAGUUUUUUUUAUAUUUUUGCCACACCUAAAUCUUGAAAAUUGUGUAAAAGAUAUUGAAGGCAAAGAAUAAACUGUUUGCCAACUGGCAUAUUGAAGAAUGGGUCGAUUGGAUUAUGUUGAUGCAAUGAUAUGACUUAUGUGUUGUAUGCAAAAGAGAUGUUAAAAAAUAUCCCAUGCUUGUCAUCAGUGGGUGUUUUGUUUGCUUUCAACACAAUGUGCUCCAGUGUCAUGAUACAUUCUUCAUCAAAAUAUGAGAUUUUAGUACUUAAAUAUUGGGAAUGUAAACUACUAAAAUGAUGAACACAAACAUUUUGUUACAUUUCAAGUAUGCUAAUCAUAUUCAUAUUUUAAGUCAAUAAACAAACAAAAAACGUCAUCAGUUUUUUGUGUGCAGCAA